This is a messenger RNA of Closterium sp. Naga37s-1, 1737 nucleotides long. The record is from the annotation of a GenBank genome assembly. NCBI's taxonomy places the organism in Eukaryota, Viridiplantae, Streptophyta, Zygnematophyceae, Desmidiales, Closteriaceae.
AUGGUGCCGCCUCCUAUCGCCCGCGCAGUUCAGCAGGUGCAGGGCGUCGCGCAAGCCGCGGCGCAAUUCGCGCAGGAGCUCGUUUUCGAGCUGCGCACCGAGUCGCAGGAGGCGCUGCGAACGGGCCUCGGCAUUCCCAGGGCGGUUACCAGCAUCGCCAGCUUCGGAUGCUUCGCAGUAGCAGCAGCGGGCACAGCAGCCAUCACCACUGACUUCGUCGCUCGGUUAUAUGGCGCCAGGGAGUGUGAGGGAUGCAACGGGUGGGAAGGAGUGGCAUGCACUACAUGCCGAGGAACAGGACACACUAGAAGACAAGCGCUGCCAUCCAGCAAGUCCUCUGGGCAAUCUCUCCUCGUGGCAUCACCCCAUCCCGCCGUCUCCUCCUCUUCCUCCGCAGCUGCCGCCUCUGUUUCUCUCUGCCCCACGUGCCACGGGUCAGGGGUGAUGAAAUGCUCUGUGUGCAAUGGAGACGCGUGGAAAAACAAGAUCACAUUUGACAGGGUGCUGGACUCGCCACUGAAAGCCUGGGAUGCGUACCGCAUGGCGAAACCUGUCAUGCCAUCCCCCGAGGCAAUGCAAGACCCGAACCGCGCUGCCUUCUGGCUGCUGCAGCGGCCGGCAGUGGAGGAAGGGGUGGAGAUGAGCGAGAGGGACAAGGAGGCCGUGUGGUGGGAGCACCAGUGGAAGCAACGGUAUGAGGGCAUGCGGGAGGCAGUGCUGCAGAAGCAGCCGGGGUGGCAGCAGGCGCAGCAGGCUUUAAUCGAGAUGGAUCCAUCUGCGGCUCUCAACGACCCUCAGCUCGAUGCUGCUGUCCGAACCAAGCCCCUCAAGGCUCGGCGGCUGCCGAAGCUGGAGGGCGACGCCGAGGCUCGGGUGGCUGCAGCUCUGGAAGAGGCUCGGAAGAAGGUGGAGAAGAUGACUCCUCCCCCCCGACCCAAAGACUUUGGGUCCUUCCAGCUAGACUGGGUGCAGGAGUCCGAUCACUGCAAGGAACCGGAUCAGAGCAAGAUGAAGGGAGAGGCGGAGAGGCAGCAGUGGCAGGCAAUGCUGCAGCAGCAGAGGGAGGUGGAGGAGAAAAUGUUGGACGCUGCCUGGCGGGACACCUGGCAGAACGAUAAGGUAGAGGAGAGCUUGAAGAAGGCCGUGUCUCGCAUGAAAGCAGCAGAUGAAGCAGCAAGGAGAACAAGGGCCGUAGAGGAGAGCUUGAAGAAGGCCGUAGAGGAGAGCUUGAAGAAGGCCGUAGAGGAGAGCUUGAAGAAGGCCGUAGAGGAGAGCUUGAAGAAGGCCGUGUCUCGCAUGAAAGCAGCAGAUGAAGCAGCAAGGAGAGUUCAUGUAGAGGAGAGCCUGAAGAAAGCUGUGUCUCGCAUGAAAGCAGCAGAUGAAGCAGCAAGGAGGAGAGCUAAGGUUGUGUUUUCUUACGUCGACUUUGCCCUCCCCCUCUGCCUUGCCCACCCCUCGUUGCAGGUAGAGGAGAGCUUGAAGAAGGCUGUGUCUCGCAUGAAAGCAGCAGAUGAAGCAGCGAGGAGAGCAAAGGCGGCAGAGGCAGCUGCUGCUGCAGGAGGGGGAGCAGCAGGUGCAGCAGCAGCAGCAGCAGGAGGGGCAGCGGGUGGGAAAGGAGGGGCAGCGAGCAGUGGAGGCAAGGCGGCUGGGAAGAAGAGCAGCGGAGGGGACAAGGGCAAGGGCAAGGUGAGGGAAACAGCAGAGUCCUCUCAUUCUUCCCCACACCCUAAAUCCUAA